UCUCUCUCUCUCUUUUUUUUUCUUUUAUUCAUUCCCCUCACACCUCACUAGCUCAAUUCCACGCCGAGUUUUUAUUGUUGCGACGUGGCAAUCGGAAUGCUGCCGCCGAUUCAAAGCGUCUCCGCCGGUGAUCUCCGUUGCUGAUUCUCCGACACCGCUUUUGGCCAUAUAUUGAAAUAGUUUUCUGGUGCGCCAAUGAGCCGGACUGAUGUUAUUGACAGUAGAAGGGGGAGGAUUCUUCUCAUCUUCAGCUUCAGGGUAUAGUAAGGGUCUGACCCUUCUCCUCUUGGGUCAGAGGAGUGACGAUAAACCCAUGAGAGUUUUGCCGUGGAACCAGUUCCAGUUGGUUGGCCAAGAAUCUGACCACGAGCUCCAGCUGGCUUCCAGAAAGAACUGCAUCUCCAGUGGGUGCACUUCCUUCGUUUGCUUUGGUCACGCCUCUGCAGGGCUUGACACUACAUCUAAUCUUAAAUUAGGCCCUGCCAAACAUCAUGAUGUCUCUUCAGGUACACUGGUUUCCCACAAGGGCAAGUAUCCUUGUGCUAAUGCAAAUGAUAAUAGUAGAAAGGUUGCACUUAAAAGUAGCUUAAAAAGGAAAGAAAACAAAAAACCAGCUCCUGUUGAAACUGUUACUGAACAUGAGGCACCGGGUGGAAAGGGGAAUGAUUUUCCUGGUCAAACAGAGAGAAGGAAAGUGCAGUGGACAGAUACUUGUGGUAGUGAGCUUGUUGAAAUACGGGAAUUUGAGCCCAGCGAAGUGGAUGAUGAGUCAGUUGAUGAAUUUGACAAUGGGAAUCUCAAAACUUGUUCCUGUGCUAUUAUGUAAAUUGGCAUUCCAAAGGAUGACACAGAUCCAUUUAUGAGGCGCCAAGUUGUUGAUUGCUAACAUAUUCCAUCACUCAGCUUGAGGAAAAGGAGCAGAUAUUUUUCAGUCUAGUGGAGAUUUAUACACCAUUUCUUGCCUGAGCGAUAAUUUGUGUCUAUAAAUGCUUGCUGUGGCCUUCAAUUUUGUUCUGCUUUUCAUAAUUUUUUGUAUAAUCUUUGUCGUGUGAAUUCUUUGGCUUUUGAUUCAUGAUUUUCAUGCUUUCCGAGGUUC
Messenger RNA from Glycine soja, 1096 nucleotides. RefSeq lists its product as uncharacterized. The record is from RefSeq and is a predicted model, not a curated record. The transcript is spliced from 3 exons. The coding region runs from base 209 to 826 and encodes 205 amino acids. NCBI's taxonomy places the organism in Eukaryota, Viridiplantae, Streptophyta, Magnoliopsida, Fabales, Fabaceae.